Messenger RNA from Colletotrichum spaethianum, 1224 nucleotides. RefSeq names its product glycylpeptide N-tetradecanoyltransferase. The coding region runs from base 1 to 1224 and encodes 407 amino acids. Gene Ontology annotation, biological process: N-terminal peptidyl-glycine N-myristoylation. The transcript is spliced from 4 exons. Gene Ontology annotation, molecular function: glycylpeptide N-tetradecanoyltransferase activity. The record is from RefSeq and is a predicted model, not a curated record. Gene Ontology annotation, cellular component: cytoplasm. NCBI's taxonomy places the organism in Eukaryota, Fungi, Ascomycota, Sordariomycetes, Glomerellales, Glomerellaceae.
AUGCCCGCCGAAGAGUCCAAACCCCUCGACCCGGCCGUCAAGGAGGCCAACGACGCCCUCGCCGAGGCGACCGACAAGGGCAAGGGCAAGGAACCCGAGGUCGAAUCGGAAGACGAAGACGGAGAGGAUGCGCCCGAGGAGACGGCGCCCGGCGCGUCUGCUGCCAGCGCAAAGAAGAAGAAGAAGAAGUCCAAGAGAAAGAAGAUCAAGGAGGCCCUCACUGGCAAGCCGAGCGACCCCGAGCAAAUCGUCAAGGACGCCAUCGGUGGCCUGACGCCUCAGCAGCUCACCGAGCUCCUCGCCCUGAACCCGGCCCUCGCAAACGAGCUCGGCGUCGGCAGCUCCAGCAACAAGUCGGCCGAGGAGACCGCCGCAGCGAUGCAGAAGCUGAACCUGCAGGACAUCAUGACCGGCCUCGCGUCGGCCGGCAAGAACGCCAAGGACAUGGCGAGCUACAAGUUCUGGGCGACACAACCCGUGCCCAAGUUCGGCGAGGCACUCAUGGCUCCCGGCUGGCGCAAGGAGUGGCACGUCGGUGUGCGCGCAUCGCAGUCUAGGAAGCUCGUUGCCUUCAUCUCGGCCAUCCCCGUCAACCUACGCGUGCGCAAGAACGUCGUCACCUGCUCCGAGCUCCCGGACGCCACGUCGACCAAGGGCCUGCGCGAGCUCCAGGAGAAGGACAUCGACGCCGCAUGCGAGCUGCUGACAAAGUACCUGAAGCGCUUCGACAUGGCGCCCGAGUUCUCCAAGGACGAAUUCAGGCACUGGUUCCUCCAUGACAAGAACGCACCUGGCGAGCAGGUCAUCUGGACCUAUGUCAUCGAGACCAACGGCAAGAUCACCGACAUGUUCUCCUUCUACUGCCUCGAGUCCACCGUCAUCAACAGCUCAAAGCACCAGGUCGUCCGCGCCGCCUACCUCUGGUACUACGCCUCGGACGUCGCCUUCGCCACGCCUUUCAGCAAGGAGGCGCUCAAGACACGGUUGAACUCGUUGAUCAACGACGCCCUCAUCAUGGGCAAGAAGUACAAGUUUGACGUCUUCAACGGCCUGUCCCUGCUUGACAACGGCCUGUUCCUGGAGCAGCAGAAGUUCGGCCCGGGCGACGGCCAGCUGCACUACUACCUGUUCAACUACCGCGCAGCCCCCAUCGCGGGCGGCGUGGACAGGAGAAACAAGCUCGACGAGGAGAACCUGAGCGGUAUCGGUUUGGUAAUGUUGUAA